ACACUCGACUGUGGACAUGUAGAUAAAUAAGGUGGUGUAACUGGUGUAAUUUACGCUGGUGGACACUGCACCGACAGCGAACGAAAGAACCUAUGAGUGCUCGCUGUGUUCGGUUAGUUUGUUAGUUACACCGUGCUGAGAAGAAAACGAUAGUUCUAUUAUUGUGGUUUGUUUAACGUCAACAUAAUUUUUUUAAAAGGGCAGUUCAAUUUAAAAUUUCAGUAAAUGUUUAGUUUUUAUUAAUUAAAUCUGUACUUAUAACAUGUCUGAUCUGAGAAAAUCAAUUUUUGGACUUCAAGGAAAACGGCCAAGUAGAACUUCAGUGUCUCCGGCAAAUAAUUUUGGACCUGUUAAAUGGACUAAAUAUUAUGAAAGAGAGGAAGUUUUAGAUAUAUCAAGAGGCCAGUUUCAUUUUUAUGCCAAAGGCUCUACGGGGCCAAUUUUACUUUGUCUUCAUGGAGGUGGAUAUUCAGGCCUAACAUGGGCAUUAUUUGCAGAAGAGGUUUCAAAAUUGAUAGAGUGCCGGGUUAUUGCAGUUGAUGUAAGAGGCCAUGGAAAUACAGUUACUUCUGACGAUGCUGACUUAUCUUUAGACACCUUAUCUAACGAUGUGGUUGAGAUUGCUUCAAAAUUAAUUGAAGAAAAUCCAUCUCCUAUAAUACUAAUGGGCCACAGCAUGGGUGGUGCAAUAGCAGUUGAGGCAGCUCAUCAUAUUGACAGUGUUGUAGGUCUGUGUGUCAUUGAUGUGGUUGAAGGGACUGCUUUGGAUGCACUGUCAUCCAUGCAGAGCAUUCUGAGAGGCAGACCAUCUCAUUUCAAGAGUCUGCCCCAAGCCAUUCAAUGGUGCUAUAAAGGAGGCCAAACUCAUAAUAUAGAUGCAGCCAAAGUAUCUAUGCCAGGACAAAUAGUGAGCAUAAAAACUGGCAAACUGGCAGCUGAUGAGUGUGACCAGGUACACUGCGACAUCUCCAAUACAUCUAGCAGAGAUGCCAUUUCUUCAUCAUAUGCUCUUGCAGAAGUAGCCGAGGUAGCUGAAGACUCGGAAGAGGCUGAUGCUGACGAUGACCACUGUCCCGAUUGCGGAAAGCCCCCAAUUCCUCCAAAAACUUCAAAGACUGAUAUUUUCAAAUCUCCAAACGUUAAGGAAGAGGGACCAUUGUACAAGUGGAGAAUCGAUCUGAGCAAAACAGAGAAGUUUUGGACUGGUUGGUUCAAAGGAUUGUCCCAGAAAUUUUUGGAUAUACGCAUUCCUAAGUUACUUCUACUAGCCAAUAUCCAUGGACUUGAUACUACUUUGACUGUUGGACAAAUGCAAGGUAAAUUCCAGAUGCAGGUAUUGUCAAGGUCCGGCCAUGCUAUCCACGAAGACCAACCUUAUCAAGUGGCCGAAAUUUUGAGCGCCUAUCUAGUUAAACAACGUAUUGCAACCCCAAAAUCUUUAUUUGUUUGUCCAAGUCUACAUGCUUGUUAAAUGGAUGUUCAAAUUAACUUAAUUACAUGUUUUAUUUUAAUGUUCACACAGCCGUUAUUUUUGAGAUUCAAUGUUUCAAGUUUGUUUGGAUAAACCUAAUACAAAAUGAAGUUAUGAGUGUUUGAUGUAAAUCCAUUAUUUUGGAUACCAAUGAGUAUUCUUGUUUAAGACAGUAUCCUAUUUACUUCGCUUUUUAUACACACUGCAUUUAAUAUUUUUUAUUAUUCCUAAUAAUUUUUUUUAAAGAUUAAACAGUUUUUCGUACUUAACAAGUUUUACAAAUAACAUUGAAUAUAAACCCCUCCUCGCUAGUUUAAUAGAUUAUAACAGACAAGGAACAAUAUUUUGUCACUUUUAUGGCCACUGACAGGAUUUGAUAUUUGACAAAUGAAAGCUGAAUUUCAUUAAUGAUUUUUCUUAGAAUUAUGUGUUAAUAAAGAAAAUAUGUAGGAAUUAUUUAGUUUUUUUAAAACAGUAUAGAUUUUAGAUGAAUUUCCUAUCUCGCUUAUAUUAACCCUGAAAUGGUAUUAUUUUUGCUCUAUUUGAAGUUUAUUACUGAAUAUUAAAUGUAUUCAUAAGAAUGUUGAGGUGUAACAAAUAUGUAUUGAAACUAUUCAAAAUAUUAAAAUUGGAAAUUCAGUGGAAGGUUGAGUAAGUAGGGUGUGUUAAAACUAUUAAAUAUUUGACAUACUUAAAAUGUGUACAGGUUAAUUCUUAAUUCAAAUUAUUCGAGAGCUACCCUUAGAAACAAAUACAAUGAGUUUUGUUAUCUAAAUUUUGAAAUAAUCCAAGUUGGUUUUCUAAUAAAAUUUAAAAAAAUGUUGAAGUCAUCUGGUUAAAGAGAUUUUAAAAGAACUUAUCACUAUUUUUGUAAUAAUUUUGUUUCCAUAUUUUUAAGUAUUAUCGACUUUGUCACUAGUCCAUUCAACAUAGUUUUCAAAUGUUGAGGAGAGUGGAUAAAAACAACAAUGCGACUCAGUAACAAAUGAAUGCCAAAAAAUUUGUAAAAUAUUAAUUUGUUGUUAAUUCACUUUCCAACUUCAGAUGUUCUGUUAAAUGUGUUGUCAGACAAAUAAAAUCAUUGCAUUAUG
Psylliodes chrysocephalus is the source of this 2562-nucleotide messenger RNA. The record is from the annotation of a GenBank genome assembly. Lineage: Eukaryota; Metazoa; Arthropoda; Insecta; Coleoptera; Chrysomelidae.